GAUAAAGUUUGUUUGCCUCUAUUUGAGAGCUUGCAGAUUUCGUGUUUUAUAUUUUACUCAUUUUUACUUCAAUUUAUUUAAUUUUUCUUAAAUCGUAAAUUAAACAAAUUUAUCGUUAAAAAGUGGUACGAUAGUUACAAAUUAAACUGUACGACGGAAAGGUUAACCAACAAAGCAGUUGACAUUUUUGUGUGAUGACGCGUGCUGCAUACAAAAUUUGAUGUUGGGAGUUGUAUUUAUAUAUGCAAAGUUUAAUAGAUUCAAUAAACAUUUUCAGAGCUGAUUCCAAUUUGCUCAUUUUCGUCAGUGACUAAUAAUAACGAAUAUUUGGGAAUAUAUCUAUGUUGUGAUCACAUUGAAAAAAGAGUAUAACCAUGUCGGAACCAGAUAAAAAAUCUAAUGAACCAUAUCGUCAAUUAGAAGAAUCACAUGGUGCCGAGUUAAAUGUUGGCGUACAAAAUACAUCGAGUUGUCCUACGAGCUUGAAUGCUAUUGAAGGGUCGAUGGAACUUUCCUCUGUUGUGGUUAUACCUGAUGAUACUUUUACUGUGGUACAAGCUAUCAAUGCAUUAGGCUUUGGAAAAUUCCAAGUAAAAUUGUCUCUAUUCACGGGUCUUUGUUGGAUGGUAGAUAGUAUGGAGAUCACAAUACUGAGUAUUCUAAGUCCAUCCUUACAUUGUGAUUGGGGUAUUUCUAGAUACCAGCAAGCACUGACCACAACGGUAGUAUUUCUUGGUAUGAUGUUAAGCUCUACUUUUUGGAAUAAUUUAAGCGACAGAUAUGGUCGUAAGCAAGCUUUAACUUUGUGUGCGGUAUUAUUGGCCUAUUAUGCAUUUCUAAGUUCUUUGGCACCAAAUUUUCUCUGGAUCCUAUUGCUUAGAGGAGUUGUAGGAUUUGCUAUUGGUUGUGUACCACAAUCGGUAACAUUGUAUGCAGAGUUUUUGCCAGCAAAACAACGAGCAAGAUGUGUUAUUUUACUGGAUUGUUUUUGGGCUCUUGGAGCUUGUUUCGAAGUGGCGAUUGCAUUAAUCGUUAUGCCCAAUUUUGGUUGGAGAUGGCUUCUUAUAUUAUCGUCCAUUCCAUUAUUUAUAUUUGCUGUAAUAACACCGUGGCUGCCAGAAUCUACAGUAUUUGAUAUGACAACUGGAAAAACAGAUCGUGCAAUUUCAACAUUAGAACGUGUAGCUAGAGAAAAUAAAAAAUCAUUGCCUGUAGGAAGACUAGUUAUGGAUAGAUUUUAUCAAGGUCAUCAUGGUCGAUUUAAAGAUGUUCUGAGUAAAGAAAUGUACAGAACGUCUGCUUUACUUUGGCUUGUAUGGAUGAGUACAGCAUUCUGCUACUAUGGAGUGGUAUUAAUGACAACUGAACUUUUUCACACAUCCUCAGAGCAAUGUAGCACAUGGAGUACGAGCAACAAUGAAGGUACAUGCCAACUUGACUGCCGAUUGCGGCGUAGUGACUACAUCGAUCUACUUUGGACAACAUUGGCGGAAUUUCCUGGCAUAUUUUCUACUGUUUUCGCGAUCGAGAAAAUAGGCAGACGAAAGACAAUGGCUUGCCAGUUAGUCAUGUUCGCCAUAGUAGUUUGCUUUUUAAGCAGAACCUGUUUGUUGAGUAGAGCAGUGUUGACCAUUGCCAUUUUCCUAGCCAGAGGCUUAAUUGCCGGUGUGUUUCAAGCUGCGUACGUAUACACGCCAGAAGUAUACCCUACACAUUUACGAAGUAUAGGUGUAAGUGCGUGUAGCGCUAUGGCACGAAUCGGUGCUAUGAUCACUCCAUACAUAGCACAAGUAUUUUUACAAUGGUCCAUCACGGGAACCAUGAUCACUUAUGCGACAACCGCUUUGUGUGCUGCAAUUGCUACGCUUAUACUUCCCGUGGAGACCAAGAAUCAACAAUCAAAUGACGCAAGUCACGAAAAUAGAUAGACAUUUCUGUAACGAAGUAUCUUAAUAUUGACCGAAAGUUACUACUUUGUUGCAUUAUUUAAGGUACUUUUAUAUAUUACGAUAUGUAAUAACAGAUGUAUACAUACAAACAGUUCUUGAUUGAUUGAGAACUUGUCUUGUGUAUUUAUACAUGACCAUAUAUGCGAACACGCAGAUUUAGUCAUUAUUAAUAUUUUUUAUUUAUUAUUUAAUCAAGUG
This is a messenger RNA of Acromyrmex echinatior (Panamanian leafcutter ant), 2147 nucleotides long. RefSeq names its product synaptic vesicle 2-related protein. Gene Ontology annotation, cellular component: membrane. Gene Ontology annotation, molecular function: transmembrane transporter activity. The record is from RefSeq and is a predicted model, not a curated record. Gene Ontology annotation, biological process: transmembrane transport. Lineage: Eukaryota; Metazoa; Arthropoda; Insecta; Hymenoptera; Formicidae.